Messenger RNA from Xyrichtys novacula (pearly razorfish), 5666 nucleotides. The record is from the annotation of a GenBank genome assembly. Lineage: Eukaryota; Metazoa; Chordata; Actinopteri; Labriformes; Labridae.
AUGUGUGACAUAUACAGUAAGUAUUAUACAGUCUAUGAUAGUACACACAUAAAGGAAUGACAUUUAUUUACCCUAUCAUUCUGAUCGUCUCUAAUAUUUCAGCAUCAUUAAGAUGUUAUAUAUCUGUGUGGAAUUAUGACUCUACCAAAGUCACCCUAGAAUGUUGUAAAUGAUCACAAGGCAGGUUGGUUCCCAUUACUUUGUGGUGUAAAAUAAGGAAGACGUGUGCUCUCGUGCUCUGUUUAACAGUAGGCCUAUUUAUAUAAAUGGUGUUAUCAUUAAAGUUAAAGGAUGCAGCCAUUAGUGUUAGAGUAAAGUAAAAUGAGAGUCAACCGCUUUGUGCAGAUGACAUAUUUCUCCUUGCAGAAACUGAAAGAGACCUCCAGAAAUUAUUGGAUAUUAUUUAAUGUUGAUAAAAUAAAUAUACUAAAAAGUAUGACAAAAAAAGUAAGAGAAGAAAUGGAAGAAAAGACGUAAAGAAUAAGUUUGCAUUUGAUUUAAAUAAAGGCUUUAUCAGACCGCAUACUGCUACUGCUGUAUGAGCUGUCCUCAGUACGGUGAAACUAUGUAGUGACCUUGGUUAUGAAACGUACACACAGCUGUUUAAAUCGCGGGUUUUUCAUAUCUAAGAUUAUAGUCCAAGUGGUUAUUGAUAACAAUCCAAAUGUGAGGGAGUUCAGAACAAAGCUCUGUGCUUUUUUCUGGGAGUGUAUAUAAAAACAUGAAAAAUCAUUAAUAUGCUGGUCAGACUCACUAAAAUCACUUUAUAAGGAUGAUUCAAACAGUUUUACCCAAGCUGCAGAGUUUGCAGAAAUAUCAGUUCUCCCAUUCAUCAAUACAAAAAUGUUAAUAUGUCAUUUGUGGGUCAAAUGAAAACUAAACUAUUCAAAGGUUACAAAGACAAAUAGUCAUAAGAAUACCUAUGUAAGCUAAAACGGUUUGAUUUAUUUUAUUUAAAGUUAUUGUGCUGGAAGUGCUGGUGUACAAUAUUGCGGUACACAGUAUUACACCCUUCGCUUACAUGAAAAGAAAAAUUACUUUAGUAUUUCAAAUAGGAGUGAUCAAGACAUCGGGCUUACUUUGCUCCAUCAAAUCUGGGCCUAUAAAAAAAAUAAUAAUAAGAAAAAAAAGAUGCAGUUGAGUUAAGAAUCGACAGGGAAUCAUAAUCCCAAACCUUGAAGUUUUUUGUUAAUCUGAGUGUUUGAUAUUGCGUAAUGCUGGGAGCGAUGCAGGUUGUGCAUUUGGAAAGUUUAUUUUAAUCAACCUGAUAUGACCUGUGUGAGCCUUUAUAUAAAGGUAGCAGCAGACUCAGAGAUAAGAAGCACACCAGCAAGAAUUCAGGUAAGGAUUCUCCUUAUUCCUUCUUUAAUUCUCCAGACAGAUCCUGCAUGGAGGCCACACAGCUCAGGUUUCAUUGCAGCAAAAAUUAACUGCUGCUUUUUCUUUCUUUUUUUUAUGUAAAUAAAAACAACCCAAAACAUUCACAACAUUUCACAAAAAUCAAACAUACACGGUCAGUAAGUAGCUGGUGAUUUCUAGGUGUUCUAGGAGCUGGUGGAGACCAAAAAAACAGAACAAAUGAACAUUUUGCCUCAUGUUUACUUGAGUUCUAUAUGUCUGGAGGGAGUAUCGUGCUUUUUCAUAUUUUACAAAUAAAUAUAAAGUUGAAAGUUGCACCUAAAUUUUUCCAACUAGGUUAAAAUAAUCAGGAAAGCAAAAGUUCAGUCCCCAGGAAACUUACUGUGGUGUCUUGUUUAUUACAGUAAUGUUUGACAUAUACUAAGACAAUAUAGAAAAUAAACCCCCCGUGACAGGAUGGCAAUUUGCACAUUUAGUCUGAUGACAGCAGUUGUUUAAUCUCAACAGAAAUGGUUUUAUUUCAGUAAAAAGUAGUGGGAUAUUUUGGCUUUUAGAGUCUUUGGCCUGUUGAUGUGCCUGUGGAGUUGCACUCUUCUAUAAUAUUGUGGUGUCAAAAUGAUCCACACGUCAUGUUUUUUGGUGUUGUGUGACGCUGAGAGAGAAACGACCUGUGUUGUGGGCGGUGAGAAAAAACUGAUAUGAGGCCUGAUGCUCUUUAAAACAUAUGGAAGAGCAAACUGUGCUGGGAAACACGGCAUCCACACAAUAGGUAAGACCAAAUCUGUUACCCCAGAUUUACUCUGAAUAACUUACCUCAAUACAAUACACGAUUAAAGUGAUUUCAGGAUAAGACUGCAGGAUACCUUUAACAUUUUUUUUUUGCACUAACACAGGUGUCUGAAAUGUGUUCAUUUAUGUCCUGACUAAGACUCUUGUGAGUCGAAACGCGUAGACACUAUCCCUAUCAAACAGGGGAGACUGGAGCUUGUUGUCACAUGGGUAUGUUGUUACAUUGCAAUUAUCUUCGCCACCAGAGGGCACAACUAAAACUUGGAAUACUAGUUUUAAUCCUUUUUAAUUGUCAGGGAUCGUGUCUAACCCAAAGUAAAAAAAAGAAAAAACUUUUUAUAUCAUGAAAUAAGUUUCUUUCAGAUAAAAAUCCUAGCAGUGAUACAUGUGGACUUGUUAGAGGAGAGAUUAAGGCAUCCUGUCAUACCUCAGUCAUUGUUCUGUUUUAAGGUAACUUCAAGCUGGAGCUAGAAUUAGCAAACAUGUUAGUUUGGGGCGACAUGUCUCAGUCAUUUUGGGGUGAAUUGUCACAUGUUUAAACGGGAUUAAAAUCAACAUAGAGAGUCUGCUUAUCAGCAGUUGUUAUAUCGAAAUUUUGACCUGGUUUAAAGAGUGGUUUAAAGGAGAGGAGAAAGCAAGAAGACAUGGUCAGGAUUUACAAAAGAAAAACAGAACAUGGCAGUGCAGUACCUGAUGUGAUGCUGAGGACAGUCAGACAGGUGACCCUAGCUAAUAAAUCAAUCUGGAGUACAAUAAAGGACUUUAAUGUCAACUACCAUACUUAAGCUCAGUACUGCAAAAACAUUCACCCCAGCCAAAAUACAGAGUCAGACAGCUCUCCAAACUCCAGAGCAUGUUGCAUGAUAUUUUAUGCUAACGUUUCUUCGAGGACUUUUUCUAACUCAAUGAUAAACAUUUUCUGUGCCUGACUUUGAUGUUCACUUUCAUGUAAAAAAAUAAGAACAACAAUAAUUUUGUGACAUCUUACCCCAUGUAGUGAGACAACUUACCUGAUGGUGGGGCACCAUGUCACAUGUUCACACUCUCGAGACAUUAAUGUUGAAAACAGUCCUAUAAGAUGUAACUUAAAGUAUUACUGAGAAAUGUCCGACAUAUUAUAACGGAAAUCAAUCUUAAGCAUUUUGAUGAAAGGUUUCUGAGCCGUUUUAUGUCUCACAGAGUGGGCUGCAAAGAUGGUAAGUCACAAUCUGUUCCUCUCUAUUAUAAACUGAAAAAUAAAGAAAAUUCAUGACAAAUUGGUUGUUAAAAAAUACACCAGGAUACCAGAAAUAAAGCUUUUGACCCUUAAAAUGUCUGUUUAAGUAUCAACACUAAGGGGAAAACCAAACUUUUCUUGAACUGCUUCAGUUCCUGCAUUAUGCACUUUCUGCUUAUAUAAUACAGUUUUAAGAAUCAACAAGGACUAAUAGGUUUUGCCCCAAAUACAGUACAGAUACUCAAAGUACAGUACUUAUUAUUUAGUACUGUACUUACUGCCCACCUCUGCUUAUUUCAAGUAACACGUGUCUUAUUAGAUUUAAUAAAAGCCACAGUCACUCAACAAGUUAAGAUACAUGUCUUGUUUUCAUUAGGCGUAGAAAUAAGACUUUAAGAUGAGCAAAAAUUGAUGCCCCCACCAGGACUUAAGACUUGAUUUUGAUCUAAUUCAUUACUAGAAGCUGAAAUCGAAUAUUACUAAAAUACCAUGCAGUUGCAAUUGCUUAGGUAUGCACUUAAUAAAGCAAAAAUGAGCAUUCUUACACCUGAAAACCACAUUGAUGGCUCCAGACCACAGGUUCAAGAUAAGUCAGGAACAUCUUGUGAACAAAAAAAACAAAGAUUAAAAUGAGUAACUUACCAAACAUAUCCAGGUGUUGUGGGACUAAAUUUUCCCACUCGCCUUCAGUAAGGAUGAUGAUGCAACAUCUCUCAUAUGUCUGAGCUGUGAGUGAGACCACAUGGGCUCAUCUUAUCUUACACUGUGAGGGAGGGAGGUGUUGUUUUCCAGGAUACAGAAGCAGCUGAAACAGGACUUUUUACCAGACGCUGAUCGACAAGUAUGGCCUUGCACAAAUUUAACAGUUUAAAAUGAUGACUUUGACUAUGGGGGAAAAAAAACCCAGUCCAGUUAACCAUUUAACACCAGUUUAGUAAACAGCAAAGAAGUGUGUACGGACCAGACUUUAUUAAAAGGUUGUGUUCACUGUGACUGAAAGAAAACUAAUAAAAUAAUCAAAUUAAUGAAGGUUUAUAUGUUACCUAAAAUCUACCGCUGAGGUAUUGUUUGUUGAAAAUAGACUCUAAAAUUUGGGAAAGGGAGUGCAAAGUCAUAUUGAUUCUUCUUUUUUCUUUUUUUUUUAGCAAUAGUUAGAUGAUGAAAUUAAGAGAUUAUAGUUAUUAAUUUAUAGGAAUUAAAUCCUUAAAAUAAAACUCCAGAGUCAGGAAAUAACAACUUUUUUCUCCAAAUUAAAAAAAAAAGUUUAAUUGACAACUUAUUUUGUACAAAUUGAUUGUAAUAAAUUUUGAAUUUAAAUUUUAUCCUUUUUUCUUGCAGAUUUAAGGCUUUUAUUUUUUCAAAUUAAUAUCGAUUAUGGACUUAAGACUGCAGCUUUAUCACAAUUAAUUAAAAAGUCUAUUCUUAUAAAAUUUCAACUUCUUUUCAGAAAUGUAAAACUUUUUUUUUAUAUAUAGAGACAGAUUAUUGAUCAGACCUCUCAAAUGACCAUGUGGCUGAUCAACAUUGAGUCAAGAAUGUUUAUGUGUUAAAUGCUGGGAAAUCUGGGUGAAUAUUUACAGAGUUCAAUACUUUUACUCCUGCUUGAGAUGUUUCAUUGAGGUACAGUCUCAGCAAAAGUUUGACUGAAUUAAAAUAGAGGAGGAAAAGGAGGGGUGGUUAGUCUGGUGGCGAAAGCAUGUGGCCCAGACCCAGAAUCUGUGGUCCUCAUGGUCACUGGUUCAUCUCGGGGCCAUGAGCCUUUUCUGCAUGUUUCCUCCGCUCUUGUAUUAAUAAAGGCAAAAAUGCCCACCAUAACAAAAAUGUAAGAAUUUAAAUUGUUACACCUGAGGAAAAGUUUGGUUUCCUUUGCUUUAACCUUUACUCUGUCCUCUCCACAGCUUGUUGUGCAGUCAUGGCCUCCUCUCUCUCUCUCUUCCUGCUGGUCCUGUCUGGUCUGACUGUGGCUCAGUCCGACGUCAGAAUCUUUGACCUGAGAGCCACCGGCCUGCCCUCUGACAUCUUUGGAACCACAGAUGGAUAUGUUGUGGUGUACUGCGGUUCGGCUUCUCUGGGGAAGACUGUGGUUCGCCGUGACACUGUCAACCCGUGGUGGGAAGAGGAGUUCUCCCACUUCCAGGCUCAGGAGGGCGAUGUGCUGAGGCUGGAGGUUCACGACAGCGACUUAAUAUUCGAUGACCUGUUGGGAAUCUGCCAGCGCAACAUCAGACCGGGAACCCACCAUCACGACUGCUACCUGGAAGAAGGAGGAACCCUUCAUUACUCCUACACCCUGAGUCAGUAA